AUGACAAAGGCUCGCCGUCGCAAUCUUCGUCCCAACACUUCUUCCGUCUUUUCCAUUGCGUCCAAGCAACAGAGACAUGCUCAAAGCUCCAAGCGAAGCGCGGAGCUGGAGAUGGUGCCGGAUGCUACUGAUAAUCGCCUGCAUGCAGAUGUACGCGAUCAACUUGAACUCGAAUCGUUUAUUGACAUGACUUCUCAAUCCGCACAUUUCCUCCCUACGCGUUCCCAACCACGUCCUGCUGAUCUCAAAUCUGGUUGCUGUCCCACUGUCAACGACACUGGCUAUGACGAUACCAUGACGGCUUGGCUCUCUCAGGAACAACAAUCUAGCGCACCUCUUCCAGCGAGGAAUGUUGUCAAUUUCUUGCGCAACAAAUCUGGCAUCAAGACCCGCGUCGGUGCCCUGAACGGCAAGCGUGUCGACUACUUCAAGGGUUCUGCUGCUGUCAAGGCGCUCCUCUCGCCCGCCUAUGCCAAACUCAAAGAUGUUCCGAAAGUUUCCUCCAAGGAAGAGGCGGAAGAAGCUCUGCACAAUAUCAUCCCAUUUGCGUUUUUCCUUCGCGUCGAACGCGGGACCAGCACGGGCGGCAAGGAUUCUCCCAAAAUUGUCGAGAUUAACCCACAACAGAUGUUCAGGAGCGAUCUCUAUUACGUAUGGCUCUACGAGGGCUCACAAUUGGGACUCAAGCUGGCAGGGUUGGGGAUGGUAGCCGUCAUGCUGGCUGGUGUCAUGUUCCCGCUCUGGCCGCCCACCAUGCGACUGGGUGUGUGGUACCUUUCGAUUGGAGCUUUGGGCUUGAUUGGCCUUUUCUUUGCGAUUGCGAUCGUGAGGUUGAUCUUUUGGUUGAUCACGCUGGUAGUAGCCAAACCUGGUAUUUGGAUUUUCCCCAACCUGUUUGAGGAUGUUGGAUUUGUGGAUUCCUUUAUCCCACUCUGGGCUUGGGAUGUUGCUCCCCCGCCCAAGAAGAAGAGCAGCAAGGCAUCCGCGGUCGCGGCGGCGACGGGGGGCAGCGAGAAGAAGAAGCCCUCGUCCAGCGGCGCUGGUGCACGACAGCAGGCUCUGUCCGGGCUCGGAGGCGCAGCACCUACCGCGCCUCCUUCGCCACCAAAGCCGCCUCAGCAGGCUGCACAUUCCACCCCCGCUCCACAGCAGAAUGGAGGUGUGCAGAACCAUGCUACCGGCAGCGGUGGUCCGGGUGCCUCUGAAAGCUUGGAUGACAUCAACUAA
Molecule: messenger RNA, 1227 nt
Organism: Mycosarcoma maydis (corn smut)
Lineage: Eukaryota; Fungi; Basidiomycota; Ustilaginomycetes; Ustilaginales
Product: Sec63 complex subunit SEC62
Exons: 1
Coding region: 1-1227 (408 amino acids)
Biological process (GO): post-translational protein targeting to membrane, translocation
Cellular component (GO): endoplasmic reticulum; endoplasmic reticulum membrane
Source: RefSeq, a predicted model, not a curated record